Aspergillus vadensis CBS 113365 is the source of this 1479-nucleotide messenger RNA. Its product is annotated as Zn(II)2Cys6 transcription factor. The transcript has 4 exons. Gene Ontology annotation, molecular function: zinc ion binding; DNA-binding transcription factor activity, RNA polymerase II-specific. The record is from RefSeq and is a predicted model, not a curated record. Bases 1 to 1479 code for a protein of 492 amino acids. Lineage: Eukaryota; Fungi; Ascomycota; Eurotiomycetes; Eurotiales; Aspergillaceae. Gene Ontology annotation, biological process: regulation of DNA-templated transcription.
AUGGAUGCAGAUAUCCUCGAUAUUGUGGCCCAACGUGGCGGGAGGGCCAGGAGUGCAUGUGACCUGUGCCGGCAUAAAAAGAUUCGAUGCGAUGGAGAGAAACCAGCAUGUGAGAAUUGUCAUUUUGCUGGUGUUACCUGCACGUUUACCGUGACUGGUCAACCCAGGAAGACUAUUAGAGAGCAACUCGCUGAAGCCAAGGCUCGUGUACAAGAAUUGGAAAGCUUCAUUGCCGGCCGUCCUCUCCCAGGAGCAGUUUCAUCAACCAUCCAUUCGCAGGAUGAACUGCGAUCUGCCUCACCAUGUCCGCCCAUGUCGCUCUUUGCCGCGCCAUCGCAUCCCCAGGACUCGUCGGAUUUCGACAUAGCCUUGGAAAUCUUCAAACAGCACCUGGAAAUUUCCUGGCCAGGCACUACUAACUCCCCUCAGCGUAACUCAUUCCAUGCUACUGUCUACCGCCAAACCGGCGCUGUCUUGGACUUGCACGGCUUCUUAGCCUGUGCGACAGAGUCCUACAAGGCCCAGUAUGCUUCCAUCUCGCCAGCAAUCUCUACUCCCCAAUGGCCCAGCUACGCACUGAUCCAGAAGUGUCUCGACUACUACGCCGCAAAGAGCAUGUACUCCAUGUUUCCUGUUGUGGAUUUACCUGCUUCCCAGGCUGUCCUUGAUGCCCUCGUCUCUGGCCGUACAGACUCCCUACCUACCACGGCGGAAAAGGCACAUCUCUUCGCCUUCGCAGCCUUUAUCACCAAGCAGCAUCAAAACCAGCCGCAAUUUGCAGAUACAGACCCGGAAGCUUACGUGCAGGCCGUACUGACACUAGUACCUAAGCUCAUGCUUGAGCUAGCUAGUGUCUGCUCUCCACCUCUUAUCCACGACAUCGACGUCGACCUCGACUUCCCCCAAACCUACAUCGACUCUACCACCCACUCUCCCCCACCACCGCGACAAUCACCAUCAUCAUCAGCAUCAUUAUCAUCAUACAAUAGCAACGAAAUCCCCCUCCUCUACCCAACAGACAUCCGCCUCGCCAUCUUCAAAUCCCACAUCUACAACCGCCUCUACUCCAGCCACGCCCAAUCCCUCCCUGAAGCCCGCCGUCUGGCGCAUAUCCGCCAACUCGAUCAGGAUCUGAGUGAACUAUACGCCGAAUUCCCCUUAGGACAUACACCAGCACACACACCUAGAUCCGAAACAAGCACACCCAACAAUCGAGAUCCAACAAUACAACACUCCUCCUCCUCCAACGAAGAAAGUAGUAAUCAUAAAAUGGUCAAUAUCCGCCCUAUCAACAUCCACCUCGAAUACCACUACUGUAUUCGCAAACUGCACGAAGCGAGUAUCACAACUAGCUUAUCUGUCGUCUCUGCUCCGCUUCCUUCAAGUCUGGAGCUGUAUUAUCAGGCCUCGAGGUCGACAUUACUAUAUUACCUGAACUCAGGGAAGGGAGGCCUGGUGGAUCGGUUUAGUUUUUGGUGA